Messenger RNA from Drosophila kikkawai, 2101 nucleotides. RefSeq names its product Pyruvate kinase (gene PyK). Gene Ontology annotation, molecular function: potassium ion binding; pyruvate kinase activity; magnesium ion binding. Gene Ontology annotation, cellular component: cytoplasm. The record is from RefSeq and is a predicted model, not a curated record. NCBI's taxonomy places the organism in Eukaryota, Metazoa, Arthropoda, Insecta, Diptera, Drosophilidae. Gene Ontology annotation, biological process: glycolytic process.
GUCGAACAGCUUGCCUCGUCCUCGCGCGUCCGCUUUUCGAUUUCCGGAUACAUUAUUCGACUCAAGAGCUAUAUAUUGCCAAAAUAUUGAACUCAGCUCAACGCGGCCUUGUGUGUGUUGUGCGUGUUGCGUGUGCUGCUGGAGGAUAUAGUUUCCAUCGGUGUCCCGGUUCCGAUCCCGCGUUCAAGAGCGUUUCCCGUUGGUUCCAUACUGCCCGCCUGGUAGGCAACAAAAUGGUGAACGUAACCAUCUACGAUGAGGCACCCAAGCUGAAGCCCAACGAAGUACCGCAAAACAUGGCCGCAGGAGCUGAUACCCAACUGGAGCACAUGUGCCGUCUGCAGUUCGACUCGCCGGUGCCCCAUGUCCGUCUCUCCGGAAUCGUAUGCACCAUCGGACCUGCCUCGCGCAGCGUGGAGAUGCUGGAGAAGAUGAUGGCCACCGGCAUGAACAUUGCCCGCAUGAACUUCUCGCACGGCUCGCACGAGUACCACGCCGAGACGGUCGCCAAUGUGCGGCAGGCGGUGAAGAACUACUCGGCCAAGCUCGGCUACGAGCAUCCCGUGGCCAUUGCUUUGGACACCAAGGGUCCCGAGAUCCGUACCGGCCUGAUCGGUGGCAGCGGCACCGCCGAAAUCGAGCUGAAGAAAGGCGAGACCAUCAAACUGUCCACCAACAAGGAUUACCUGGAGAAGGGCUCCCUGGAGAUUGUCUAUGUGGACUACGAGAACAUCGUGAACGUGGUGAAGCCCGGCAACCGUGUCUUCGUCGAUGACGGUCUCAUUUCGUUGGUGGUGCGUGAGGUGUCCAAGGACACGAUCACCUGCGAGGUGGAGAACGGCGGUUCUCUGGGAUCCCGCAAGGGUGUCAACCUGCCCGGCGUGCCCGUCGAUCUGCCCGCUGUGUCCGAGAAGGACAAGAGCGAUCUGCAGUUUGGCGUCGAGCAGGAUGUGGACAUGGUCUUCGCCUCCUUCAUCCGCAACGCCGCCGCUCUGACCGAGAUCCGCAAGGUGCUCGGCGAGAAGGGCAAGAACAUCAAGAUCAUCUCGAAGAUCGAGAACCAGCAGGGCAUGCACAACUUGGAUGAGAUUAUCGAGGCCGGCGAUGGCAUCAUGGUGGCUCGUGGUGAUCUGGGUAUUGAGAUUCCCGCCGAGAAGGUCUUCCUUGCCCAGAAGGCAAUGAUCGCGCGUUGCAACAAGGCCGGCAAGCCCGUCAUCUGCGCCACUCAGAUGCUGGAGUCCAUGGUAAAGAAGCCCCGUCCCACUCGCGCCGAGAUCUCGGACGUUGCCAACGCCGUGCUCGAUGGCGCCGACUGCGUCAUGUUGUCCGGUGAAACCGCCAAGGGCGAGUACCCGCUGGAGUGCGUCCUGACCAUGGCCAAGACCUGCAAGGAGGCAGAGGCUGCCCUCUGGCAUCAGAACCUGUUCAACGAUCUGGUCAAGAGCGCCGGCCCCAUUGACCCUGCCCAUGCCGCUGCCAUCGCUGCCGUUGAGGCCGCCACCAAGGCCAAGGCUGCCGCUAUCGUGGUGAUCACCACCAGCGGCAAGUCGGCCUUCCAGGUGAGCAAGUACCGCCCACGCUGCCCGAUCAUUGCGGUCACCCGCUUCCCCCAGACCGCCCGUCAGGCCCAUCUUUACCGUGGCCUGGUGCCACUCAUCUACAAGGAGCCCGCUCAAGGCGACUGGCUGAAGGAUGUGGAUGUGCGCGUCCAGUUCGGCGUGCAGGUGGGCAAGAAGAACGGAUUCGUCAAGGCCGGCGACUCUGUCGUUGUGGUGACCGGCUGGAAGCAGGGCUCCGGCUUCACCAACACCAUCCGCAUUGUCACCGUCGAAUAAACUUUGCCGCUCAGGAAGUACCUAGAUGCGUCGCAGCUGUCGCGGGCGUCGCGUUGAUUAAUGUUAAUAACCAAGUUAAUUUAUUAAUUACACAAUAUUCGGAAUAUUGGAACCUGCAGGAGGAUGCUAGAACCGCUGUCGAAGCGCCGAAGGUCAUCCCGGGCCUCAAACAGACACACAAAUAUAAUGUACCGUUGUUGAAUAAUAUAGAUUUCUUCGAAAAGAUACAAUUAAUAAAGUCGCUAUAUGUAUGUAUGUAUGGAAAA